Aaosphaeria arxii CBS 175.79 is the source of this 2062-nucleotide messenger RNA. RefSeq names its product general substrate transporter. The record is from RefSeq and is a predicted model, not a curated record. NCBI's taxonomy places the organism in Eukaryota, Fungi, Ascomycota, Dothideomycetes, Pleosporales. The transcript is spliced from 3 exons. The coding region runs from base 454 to 1935 and encodes 493 amino acids. Gene Ontology annotation, molecular function: carbohydrate:proton symporter activity. Gene Ontology annotation, biological process: transmembrane transport; carbohydrate transport. Gene Ontology annotation, cellular component: membrane.
GACACUACCCUGAUGGAUGGUCUUAGAAUAAUUUUUCCCACACAAAACUCUGAUUGCCACUGGCUAAAGCGGUUGAAUGUUACACAACGAUCCCAACCUAAUUCCAUCAAUCAUUCGCUUGUUACUCGGUACACCACCCGAUAAGCCCCUUAGAGUUAGGACUAGCCAGCUCCAAUGACUUGGAAUCAUGCUUAGCUGAUCCCUUCCAAGUCACGCAAAGCGUCCCAAGGGGUCGGGCAACAUACGAGAAAAAGGCUCCGCAAAUGCAAGAAGACCUGGGGAGCAUGGUCCAAUCCGGGGACUCCAAGCGGGACGAUGUAUAAAUACUAAUGGGAGUCUCAAUCAUGCAGAAUAUCGUAUCGCUGGAGAUCAACCCAUCUCUUCCAAACACAGGUCUUUUGUAUACCUUCUGAUAUCUCGAUACUUGUACGAUUCUGUGGUUUCAUUCCUCCGAUGUCCUCUUCUGUUCAUCCGCGCGUGAGCGCAUACACUUGGGGAUGUGGUCUUUUUGCAGCAGUGGGUUCCUUGUUGUACGGUAUUGACUCUGGUAUCGUUUCGACCACGAUUGCGCAGAAGGCUUUCCUUGAAUAUUUUGCACCUUUCCCUCCAUCCAUCAAAGGAGCUCUCGUUAGCACGUUCGGUGCUGGAUCUGUUUUUGGUGUCUUCUUCGCGGGAUGGUCUGCCGAUUACCUGGGACGAAAGCGGACUAUCAUGAUCGGUGCGGUGAUUGCACUGAUUGCUGGCAUCAUACAAGCUGCUGCUGUUCACAUUGGUAUGCUUAUCGCUGGACGUAUCAUUGGAGGUUUUGCUGUUGGAAUCAUGAACAUGACCAUCCCAAUCUACAAUUCAGAAAUUGCCCCCCCUCACAAGCGUGGUAUGAUCUCUGGUCUUCAUGCUCAGUUUGUCGGCAUCGGGUUUGCCUGCGCCAACUGGGUUGGAUUUGGUUGCUCCUAUGCCCAUGGGCAGUUUCAAUGGCGAUUCCCCCUCGCAUUCCAGUGUCUGCCCGCUAUCAUCGUUCUCCUCGGCAUCUUCUGGCUUCCAUACUCCCCGCGUUGGCUACUCGAGCAGGAGCGCGACGAAGAAGCUUAUAAAGUGAUCAAGCGGCUUCACGGAAACGACGGCGAUGAUACAUUCUUCCGUGCUGAGUUCACACAGAUGCGUGAUCAGCUUCGGUUUGAGAAAAGCCAACAGCAAGCAGGCUGGAAGGAUCUUUUCGCCACAAAGAGUAACAGGAAGAGAGUCUUGCUUGCUGUCCUCGUGCAGGCCUUUACCCAGCUAUCCGGUAUCAAUGUCAUUAAUUACUACCAGACAGAUCUGUACAAGGGCCUCGGUAUGAGGGGCCACAUGGUCACGCUUCUCGCUGGUGUGUACGGCCUCGUUGGACCCAUUGCCAACGUCAUUUGCCUCAAGUAUGUUGACACUUGGGGUCGCAAGAAGACACUAUGGAUCACUGGACUCGCGAUGACUAUUGACAUGGCGCUCGUAAUGGGACUCAGUGGCGCCUACGGAAAGUCUGACAACACAACUGCUAAGGGCUUUACCAUCGCCUUCAUAUUCUGCUUCUCCAUUAUAUACUCUCUCGGUUACAACUCGAUUCAUUAUAUUUAUGUUCCGGAGAUCAUGACCAUGGCAAUCCGCGCAAAGGGAUCUUCCAUUUCGGUCAUUUCCAAUGUUCUUAUCAACAUUUUGUUCAACCAGGUCUCCCCACUCGCAUUCGCCGAUGUAGGAUACCGAUACUACUCCCUCUUUAUUUGCACGAACUUGCUAGGAGCGAUCGUUGUGUUCUUCAUAUUCCCAGAAACAAAGGGCAAGACACUCGAAGAGAUUGCUCACAUCUUCGGCGACGAGGUGGUUGUUGCCGACUUGGACACUGUAAAGGAGAAAGUCGCACAUCAGGAGGACGGCGAUGUUGUAACCGUCGAGGACAAGAAAUAAGGAUACUCCAAAGUCGCUACGGUGAUGUGAAUCACUGCGUGCAAGUUGGUUAGGGAUUUCAGCCAUCCUACGCCAGAGGCUGAAACCCGCACAUACAGAUUGCCGCGAAAUGGUACUUCGAUCAAAC